GCAUGGCGGUUGCGAGACUUGAUCCCAUUGUUAGUGAUCAGGUCAGCGGAUUUCAAUCUGGAGAGCAAUCUAUCUUUAUUCAAUUCGUCAGCUCUGACGGAGAAGAAACGGGCACGCCUGUAUUUGUGCCAUUUAGUAGUUCCGUAUCUGACCUUAAUAACAUUCUCGCCACAUUCCUCGAAAAGGAAUUGAAUGAACUGGAGGCAUAUACCUUUUUUAUCGGAAAGACGCAGAUUCUCGAUGAUCUUGGCUCAGGCAUAGCCCAGUCUGCUGCCGAAGGGCAGCAUACCAAUGCUGAAGCCAGCUCAGGUGCCUUGAUGGAAUCUAUUAUAAAAGUGACUUAUCAAGCACAGGCAAUCUUCCGUGUUAGGCCUGUCACUAGAUGCACCAGCACACUUCCGGGGCAUAAAGGUGCAAUCUUGGUUGCUCUUUUCUCACCAGAUGCCAAAGCUUUAGCCACAGGAUCAGGCGAUUGCAAUGUUCGCUUCUGGGAUCUUAACACGGAACUUCCCCAAACCUUUGUUCCCAAUGCCCAUCAGUCACCGAUCCUGUGCCUAUCCUGGUCUCCUGACGGCUUGCGUCUCGCAUCAGGUUGUCAAGGCGGUCUCAUUUGUUUAUGGAAACAAGAUGAGACAUGCAACUGGAUACUAGACUCACUUUCGCCCCUUAUUCAACCUUCACUUGCUCGAACUCCUGCCAGCUCGAAGACUCGUUGGAUUCGGUCUCUUGUGUGGCGACCAUUUCAUCUGGACAAAGAUUGUCGUCUCUUGGCCGCAGCAUAUCAGGAGACGUCGAUAGUGCUAUGGGACACGGUGACUGGAAGACCGCACCGCAUUCUCACAGGUCAUGAGAAGCCGGUGACAUGUCUGCGCUGGGGUGGAACUGAUCUCCUCUAUUCGGCUAGUCAGGACCGGACUAUUCGCGUAUGGCGCUGCACCGAUGGGGUACUCUGUCGGCGGCUAGACCUCCACGGUCACUGGGUCAACUGUCUGGCACUCAGCGUUGACUACGUUCUUCGAACUGGUCCUUUCGAUCCGGCUGAUGCUGUUCUCGUCAAGUCUUCGUUCUCUGUUAGUACAGAAGCCACGAAUAAACGUAAACAGGCUGACUCCUUUCUCCACUUUCAGACCUGGGAGUUAAUGCAACAUCGUGCCAAGCAACUCUAUGAGAAUGUCAAGGGGAGUGGACCUGAGCGUCUGGUGGCAGGUUCCGAUGAUAACACACUGUCCUUGUGGACUCCUGAAGUCACAAAGCACUCGCUUUGUCUGCGAAUGACGGGUCACCAAGGUGUAGUCAACGAUGUUAAGUUUUCGCCAGACUCCCGCCUCAUCGCCAGCGCUAGUUUCGAUCACUCCGUAAAGAUUUGGGAUGGAUUUACUGGACAGUUUCUCGCAACCAUGUUCGGCCACGUUCAGGACGUGUACUUGGUAGCGUGGUCCAGUGAUUCGCGCCUUCUAGUAUCUUGUUCGCGAGAUUCCACACUUAAAUUGUGGAGUGUGCUCGAGGUCCGCCGUUGGAGUCAAGAAGCGGCCGUAAAGAGGAGUCAACAGGACCAUAGAAAGAAAGUUGAUAAAGCUUGUGAAGAAAAGGAACCACCUCACCAGAGACGGCGCCACAUGCUUCAUGACCUGCCUGGUCAUGCCGACGCCGUCUACGCACUUGAUUGGAGUCCAGACGGUCAGAGAGUUGUCUCAGGUGGAAAGGAUCGUAUAGUCAAAUUGUGA
This is a messenger RNA of Hydatigera taeniaeformis, 1724 nucleotides long. The record is from the annotation of a GenBank genome assembly. Lineage: Eukaryota; Metazoa; Platyhelminthes; Cestoda; Cyclophyllidea; Taeniidae.